AUGUCCGUACCACACAGUACGUCUAAGAGUGUUUACGCGGAUGCGCGUUACAGACAAAACAGUAGUGUGCCUGCUGAUCGCUAUCGCGUCGUGCCUCUCGCCAGCAUGGGAGAAUUUGUAGCUGAUGAGGAUGGAACGGUGAUGGCAGCUCCAUCCAGCACCGAUUCGCCCCACAGCAGCCCCAGCUCCUCCAUAAUUCCUCCAGUAUCCUCCACCUUCCUUUACAAUUCCAUGAUGUCUGCAACCCACUCUGUGUCCCCACAACCCCCGUGCCUACUCAAUGAAGAGGAGGAGCUGGAGGAAGAAGACAUGUGCCCCUCCUAUCGAUCAGGGGAGACCCGAAAGGCGCGGGAAUUCAUUCCAGAGAGUAAAAAGGAUGAAAAGUACUGGGAACGACGUCGGAAGAACAACGAAGCGGCAAAGCGUUCACGGGAAAAGCGACGUCAGAAUGACGCUCUAAUGGAGCAGGAGAUCGCGGAAUUGAAGCACCAAAAUGAGGCCCUGAUGCGGGAUAAUGCAGCCCUACUAAGGGAGGUUGCCGCGCUGAAAGCGAGGCACAAAGUAGACGCAGCGGAUCCGGUAGCACUUGCUCAGCCAACACCACCGCCACCACCACCCUUAGCUCCGACGUUGAACACCCUCGACCUUUUGGCCCUCCAGCGCCUCCUCUCCGCGCUUGCUUCGAACAAUGGCACCGGUGUCUUGGAUCAAGGCAAAACAAGAGCUGGCGGGGGAUUGGAUGAAAGCCCCUUGGACCUCAGUGGUGGGAAGCCGUCUCUCCUGCAGCACCAGUGCCUGGUCCAACCGUCCCCACCGAACCCCACACUUCCAGUUGAAGAGAUGGAGCAAAGUGAGUUACAAUUUGGCCUCUGCCCUGACCACAUUGAAAUAGCACCUCCCGUGCGUGUGUUCAACUCUGAUGACCUUGGUUUACUGCUUAGGUGCACGGUUGAGAGGAAAGCGUAUCUCUUAUGA
This is a messenger RNA of Mesocestoides corti, 975 nucleotides long. NCBI's taxonomy places the organism in Eukaryota, Metazoa, Platyhelminthes, Cestoda, Cyclophyllidea, Mesocestoididae. The record is from the annotation of a GenBank genome assembly.